Microtus oregoni (creeping vole) is the source of this 1026-nucleotide messenger RNA. RefSeq names its product sulfotransferase 2B1-like. Gene Ontology annotation, biological process: sulfation. The transcript is spliced from 6 exons. Gene Ontology annotation, cellular component: cytoplasm. The record is from RefSeq and is a predicted model, not a curated record. The coding region runs from base 59 to 883 and encodes 274 amino acids. Lineage: Eukaryota; Metazoa; Chordata; Mammalia; Rodentia; Cricetidae. Gene Ontology annotation, molecular function: sulfotransferase activity.
AGAGCUUGGGCCCUGGAUAACAGACUCCUUCACCUCCAGCCCCACUCCCAGCACCAGCAUGAAUGAACGCAUGAACACCACUGUAAUCUUCGAUGGCAUCCGCUUCCCAGGGUUCAUUCACACUCUGGAGUCCCUGAAAGCGGCCUCUGCUUUCCAGUUCCAGGACAAAGACGUCCUCUUGGUGACAUUCCCCAAGUCAGGUACCACAUGGAUGCAGCAAGUGCUGAGCCUUAUCUUCUGUGAGGGCCACCUGUGGCCUAUCCACCACCUCCCCAACUGGGCCCGCGUGCCUUGGAUAGAGCAAGUCUCCUUUAGCCAACUCGUUCACGAGCUUAGAAGUUCCUGGCCUCGUCUGUUCACCUCCCACCUGAGUGCCAAAGUCCUGGCCCCGGCUCUGAUGAAGUCCAAAGUCAAGGUGGUGUACGUGGCACGGAACCCCAAGGACACCCUUGUUUCCUACUACCACUUCCACCGAAUCGCAGGCUUCAUGCCCGACCCCAGCUCCUUCGAAGACUUUGUGGAUGAGUUUCUUGAGGGUACAGGCUUCUUCGGUUCCUGGUUCGACCAUGUGAAGGGGUGGCUGGGCCUCCAGAAGGACCUAAAUUUGCUCUUUGUCACCUAUGAGGAGCUGCACCAGGAACCCCGCCGUACCAUCCAGAAGUUAAGUGAAUUCCUGGAGCGCCCCCUGCGGCCAGAAGAGGAAGAUGUCAUACUCCAGCACUGCAGCUUCUCCUUCAUGAGUCAGAGCAACAUGGUCAACUACAGCCUUUUGUCCAACGAGAUCAUGGACCAAAGAAAGGGCAAGUUCCUGAGGAAAGGCCAUCUGCCCUUACUCUACCAGGUGUUGUGGGGGACUGGAGGGAACACUUUACUCCUGAAUUGAAUAAGAAGUUCAACGCUGUCUACCAGUCCAAGAUGGGUGACUCUGGUCUCUGCCUCCCCUGGACCAUGGACUGACCCUUCUGACCCAUCUGGCCUAUUCGCACGGACCUGUCCUCCUACUCUGCUAUGCCCCUGAUCUAGCAA